AAUUUGCUGUUAGAAGCUAUAUGUGUGUUACAGGACGUGGUGGUGAGUCUAUAAAACUAGUUACAAGUGCUACAGGAGCCAGCGUGGUUUGUUCCAGAGAGAAAAGGCCCAACUCUAGAGGAAUGGGCAGUGUUACCAUCAGAGGUACCAGACAGCAAGUGAAGCAGGCUAAGGAGAUGAUUCUAGAAAGAGUCAGAGAUGAUGCAGUGGUGAGGACAAAGAUCUCCCAAUCAUCUGCCCUUCGCAAGAAACGUGGAAAUCCAGUGGUGAUUCCAGAGGCUUGUAGCACAAAGUCUGAAGCUCCUUUUGGUGUGAACAAUAAUGGUCCUGUUUCCGACAAGAACGGAUUUGUUCAUUCCAGUGAAGCCACAACUGAAUAUGUCUUUGACAAGAUGAAGGAGCCAAAGGACACUGAUGACCUGGAAGAGAAGAGCGUCUCCACUGAGUCCCUCUCUGAACUCUCUAAGUUUGAAAUACCCAGCCCAGACCUGAGCUUCCAACCUGAUGAACACUUAGAGGUUUAUGUGUCAGCAUCAGAAAACCCAAACCACUUCUGGAUCCAGAUCCUGGGUGUUCGCUCCCUCCAGCUAGACAAACUCACAGAGGAGAUGAACAACUUCUACACAAAUGACAACUCAACGGUGAGGAAAGUUGGCCAGGUUCUGAUCGUGAGUGUGUGUAGAUCAGUGGAGACAGUAUGGUGUCUCAUUGGUUUCACUUUGGACCUUACUUUGUGCACUGGUACCCUGUCACGUUGGAACUGGGAGGAACAUCCCAAAACUGUUGCUAGAAAAAAAU
Cyprinodon variegatus (sheepshead minnow) is the source of this 798-nucleotide messenger RNA. Its product is annotated as tudor and KH domain-containing protein-like. The record is from RefSeq and is a predicted model, not a curated record. NCBI's taxonomy places the organism in Eukaryota, Metazoa, Chordata, Actinopteri, Cyprinodontiformes, Cyprinodontidae. Gene Ontology annotation, biological process: spermatogenesis. The transcript has 3 exons. The annotation marks the transcript as partial. Gene Ontology annotation, molecular function: RNA binding.